Messenger RNA from Meloidogyne enterolobii, 663 nucleotides. NCBI's taxonomy places the organism in Eukaryota, Metazoa, Nematoda, Chromadorea, Rhabditida, Meloidogynidae. The record is from the annotation of a GenBank genome assembly.
AUGAUAGUAAAAUCUUUCCAAAAGGUUCAAGCUUUCUCGACUUCAUUAUCGUCCUCAUUAGCAAUUUGCACCCUCUAUCAAUUUUUUGUUUUGCCUCGCCACAGGCGUUUAUUCACUUUUCUCUCCCUUGGAUUUAUUAUUUGCAAUACUUUAAUUAUUGGAAUAUUUUUAUAUAUUUAUAAUGAUCAACUAGCUUUCUCAGAAUCCCCAAUACUUGCAGUUAUUCCUCUCUUUAUUUAUCAAUUAAUUGUUUUGAUUGUUGGAAUUAUUUGUGAUUCAAAUUCUGCAAGUAGCAGACAAGCUAUAGCACAGAAACUAACUGAAGCAAUUCAAAGGAGGGAUGAACUUGAACAACUUAAAAAUAGACAGGACCAAUUAUUAUUAAGUGUAAUUCCCCCUUAUUUAACUGAUAAAGUUAGCAAGUCAAUUUUUGCUACUUCCUCAGCUGCUGAUUUUAGCAAACAGGGAACUACACAAAUGAAGUUAUUUCAUGAGUUACAUGUCCAGGUUCACGACAAUGUUUCCAUUUUAUUUGCUGAUAUUGUUAAUUUUACUCAAUUAGCUGCCCAACUUGUAGCUAAAGAUUUAGUUAAAACUUUAAAUGAACUUUACAGUAAAUUCGAUGCGGAUGCCCAGGCAAAUUUUGAAAGAAACUUAAAUUAA